Molecule: messenger RNA, 2781 nt
Organism: Prionailurus viverrinus (fishing cat)
Lineage: Eukaryota; Metazoa; Chordata; Mammalia; Carnivora; Felidae
Gene: CHRNE
Product: cholinergic receptor nicotinic epsilon subunit
Exons: 12
Coding region: 468-2192 (574 amino acids)
Biological process (GO): monoatomic ion transmembrane transport; nervous system process; regulation of membrane potential
Cellular component (GO): postsynaptic membrane; neuron projection; synapse
Molecular function (GO): transmembrane signaling receptor activity; acetylcholine-gated monoatomic cation-selective channel activity
Source: RefSeq, a predicted model, not a curated record
GGAGCCUGGAGUUCUUGGCCGUGGUUUUUUCCUCUGAGUCGGAAUCAUUUUCUCCCCGGGCUUCCAGAAUCACCAGAGGAAUCUUCAUGGCAGAAUCUACAAGCCGCGCCACCUUCUCUCUCUGCAGCCAAGCCCACGACGCCCUAGAAACUUCCCUGGAACGUCCUGUCUGUGCCUGGCUGAUGCGGAGACUUGCCGUCCCGGUUCACCUUCUUGUCGCCUCUGUUCUGAGAGGAGAAGGCGACUUGAGCUCUCCUAUGACGAGGCGCCCAGAAACCGCCACGGACUUCCUUCUUUCCUGCGCCGGUGCUCGUGGUCAGGAAAGCCGAUCGACUGGUCCCGUGUGUUACUGCCAUUACACCUGUGUGACCUCGGACCCGACGGAGUCCUGUUUCGCACCUAUGGGGACUGCUUUCCCGCACCGCUGUGAGGAAGCAGUAGAAUAACCCCGAGGACCGGACGGCGGGAUGGCGGGGGCUCUGCUGGGUGCCCUGCUCCUCCUGGAGCUCCUCGGUGGAGGUGACGGCAAGAACGAAGAGCUACGUCUCUACCACCAUCUUUUCGACAACUAUGACCCAGAACGCCGGCCGGUGAAGGAGCCUGAAGACACUGUCACCAUCACCCUCAAGGUCACCCUGACCAACCUGAUCUCACUAAACGAGAAAGAGGAGACCCUCACCACCAGCGUCUGGAUUGGAAUCGACUGGCAGGAUUACAGACUCAACUUCAGUAAGGACGACUUCGGGGGCAUAGAAACCUUGCGGGUCCCUUCGGAGCUCGUGUGGCUGCCUGAGAUCGUGCUGGAAAACAACAUCGACGGCCAGUUCGGCGUGGCCUACGACGCCAACGUGCUGGUCUACGAGGGCGGCUACCUGAGCUGGCUGCCCCCGGCCAUCUACCGCAGCAGCUGCGCCGUGGAGGUCACCUACUUCCCCUUCGACUGGCAGAACUGCUCGCUCGUCUUCCGCUCGCAGACGUACAACGCCCGAGAGGUGGAGUUCGUCUUCGCCGUGGAUGACGAGGGCGAGACCAUCAGCAACAUCGACAUCGACACCGAGGCCUACACUGAGAACGGCGAAUGGGCCAUCGAUUUCUGCCCCGGACUGAUCCAUCACCACGGGGGCACCGCGGACGACCCGGGGGGCAUUGACGUCAUCUACACGCUCAUCAUCCGCCGGAAGCCACUCUUCUACACAAUCAACAUCAUCGUGCCCUGCGUGCUCAUCUCGGGUCUGGUGCUGCUCGCCUACUUCCUGCCGGCGCAGGCCGGCGGCCAGAAGUGCACCGUAUCCAUCAACGUCCUGCUGGCGCAGACCGUCUUCUUGUUCCUGAUCGCCCAGAAAACCCCCGAGACGUCGCUGAGCGUGCCGAUGCUGGGCAGGUACCUCAUCUUCGUCAUGGUGGUCGCCACGAUCAUCGUCAUGAAUUGCGUCAUCGUGCUCAACUUGUCACUGCGGACGCCCACCACGCACGCCGCGUCUCCGCGGCUGCGCCACGUCCUGCUUGAGCUGCUGCCUCGCCUCCUGGGCUCCGGCGCGCCGCCCGAGCCCCCCCGGGCCGCCUCCCCGCCCCGGCGCGCGUCGUCGGUGGGCCUGCUGCUCCGCGCCGAGGAGCUGAUACUGAAAAAGCCGCGGAGCGAGCUCGUGUUUGAGGGGCAGAGGCACCGGCAUGGGCCCUGGACCGGUGAGCGGGGAGGACUCCGGGCGGGUCGGCGCGGGCGCCCGCGGCGGGGCGGGCUUCCCAGUGACCACCACCCCCCUCCCCGCCCGGGCGUCCCCACCAGCCGCCCUCUGCCAGAGCCUGGGCGCCGCCGCCCCCGAGGUCCGCUGCUGCGUGGACGCCGUGAACUUCGUGGCCGAGAGCACGCGAGACCAGGAGGCCUCCGGCGAGGUGCGGCAGGCACGGGAGGUCGGGGCGGGUGCUGGCUCGGGGGAGGCCCCUUCCCGGCCCCAGCCGGUGCCUGCUCCCUCCCCAGGAGGUGUCCGACUGGGUACGCAUGGGGAAGGCCCUCGACAACAUCUGCUUCUGGGCCGCCCUGGUGCUCUUCGGCGUGGGGUCCAGCCUCAUCUUUCUGGGGGGCUACUUCAAUCAAGUGCCCGAGCUGCCCUACCCGCCGUGUAUGUAGACGGCUCUUCCACCGCCUCCGGGAGGAAACCGGGCGUGAAAAAUCCAAGUUGCGGUCGCUACCGUAGUGGGAUUCUUUCCCAAUGCCGAUAAUAAACCCGGGCCUUUCCGUCUCAAGAGGAGUCGUGUGCGCACACGCGUGGUGGGUCUGGCCACCGGGCAGGGGGCAGAAGCAGAGGGCAGACGGUUCAGGCAGGCUCUUGGGUGCCAGUCUGGAAACGGAUGCCCGCCCCUCCGCUCAGCCUUGCUGACCUCCCAGCUCUUCUGAGGCCCUCGUCCCGCGUUACCCUCCAGCCCUGUGAGCUUCUGAGCGCUCUUUAUCCCUUGAUUAACCAAAGCGAAGACGCCCCUUGGCAGGACUUGACGGAAGCCUGACCCUUCCCUGUUGGAGUGGGCAGGGGCCACAGGCUCUCAGCAAAGGUUUCCAUCCACCCCCCCCCCACCCCCGCCCACAGGGUAAGGCUGAGGGUGCCCCGGGGCACCCUCAGUCACUUCUGAUUUACCCAGCAUGGCCCCCCUGACCGCUUCCACCAAAACCCACUCCUGCAGCUUCUGCCCCGCCCCGUCUGCCCCCUCUCUCCCACCUCUGCUGGCUUAUCCUGGCUGGUGUCCAGGACCGGGAGAGAAAACGGAAAUAAAAGGGGGCCCGAGAUGGUG